Crotalus tigris (Tiger rattlesnake) is the source of this 3055-nucleotide messenger RNA. RefSeq names its product monocyte to macrophage differentiation associated 2 (gene MMD2). NCBI's taxonomy places the organism in Eukaryota, Metazoa, Chordata, Lepidosauria, Squamata, Viperidae. Gene Ontology annotation, cellular component: membrane. Gene Ontology annotation, molecular function: pore-forming activity. The record is from RefSeq and is a predicted model, not a curated record. The transcript has 7 exons. Bases 1864 to 2619 code for a protein of 251 amino acids.
UUUCCUCCACACAGUGAUCAGAACACUUUGAAGUUAGGAAGGAACACAACCCCUCACUUUUAAAAAUGAGCCAGAAAGAAUCAGGAAGUUUUUAUGAAGAGACUGGACAGCCAUUUGUCUGAAAUGGUAUAGAGUUUCCUGCCUGAGCAGGGGGUUGGACUAGAUGACCAACUUUGUUAUUAUUAUUAUUAAUAAUACUAACACCCAAUGGACAUCUUCUACAGCAAAUCUCCUAUCUUACUUCUUCAGCAUCCAAUGGAUAGCUUCUUCAGGCUGGGUGAGCAAACCUAUCUCCACAAAUACUGAAUCAUGCAUAAAAAAAAAAAUCUCCGAGGACCUAGGACUCCAUAUGGGACUCACGUCUUCUGACAGCGAGGCAUCUGGUUGUUCCCAAACAAAAUACAGCACACGGUUCCAUGUGGGUGGGUUUUUUUUUUGGCCAAGUCUUGUCAGCUGGUAGAGCUGGGAUUCUUCCAGAAGUAAUUUUGGUUGGAAGUCUUCCUCCUACAUUGACUGAAAAUUCAGUGCCUCAUCAAAAUAUUCAGGAAGGAUCUUGAAGACUUCAUCUAGUGCAGGGGUCUUCAAACUUGGCCCUUUGUUGACUUGUGGGCUUUCACUCCCACAGUGCCUGGCUGAGGAAUUCUGGGAGUUGAAGUCCACAAGUCAUCAAAGGGCCAAGUUGGAAGACCCCUUGAUCUAGUGCAACCCUUCUGCUAAUCUUGGCUGUCACCAUCCAUGACUAUAUGUCUGUGGAGGUUCUCAAUCAGCUCGAUGAACCACUCAAUGCAGUCCAUAGUCAUGGUUGUCCCAAAGGUGCUUUUUCCGAAGGGCAACUGGACUUUCUUCUGGAUGUCCUUAUUACCUAUCCCAUCCAAGGCCCACAACCACUGUGGGGUGGCAACCAAGGUAGAUUUGCACCUGAGUUUCUCAAAGUCUAGUCCAACCUCCUUUAUCACCACCUUGCAAGACUUAAAUCAUCCUUUGUUCUAGCUGAAUCUCAGGCUAGGCUGUGAAAGAAAGCCAAGGAGUUUUCUUCCCCAGAAGAGCUAUUCAAAUCUUCUCCAGGUAUCUUCCAUCAGAUGGAUCAGGGCUGGGAACUAGGAUUUAGAAACAUCUGGAAGAGAAUGAGUGGCACUCUCUUCCACUUAGCUACUCUGGCAAACUUCACAUUUCACUCUGAAGCACCACAGGGGGUCUUGGUUGAGGGUGUCGUGGGACUCAGCUGACCAAGAAUGGUUUCAAAGAAUGGUUUAGGGCUUGGCGUGAAAUGCUCAAAGUCUAGGCAGAUGCCUACACAGAAUCUUUUUCCUCAGUGCCUGGGAUCUGGGUGCUUUGCCAAGGGACCGUAUGUUCCCGGAUGAAUUUCAAUGUUCAGAAGGGAAAACUAGCCAGGCUGCCUGGCAUUCAGUAGAAAGCUUUUCUUUCUGACUCACAGCUAACAAAGGGCAGGCAGAGGAAGAGAAAGUGAGUGACGGGCUUCAGACUCCCUUUUCAUUUCCUAAGACAAACACGGCUUUGUUUGGGGUCUAGAAAGCGGUGCGCCCAAGGCUGUUGUCUUGCCAUCUCUCCGUGGCCCUGAGAAAUGGCACCAGAGAAAGACCAGCACCCAACGGGGUUGUGAGAAACCCAGAAAUGACAGGCGAAUCCCAGGAGGAUGUGGACCAACGUGAUGCUCGGGUGGGGAGGGGAACUUAUCUUUGCAAUGCGAAAAGCCUUCAAUUGUUGUUUUUAGCCUUGGGGGGUGGAGAGGAGGAUGCAAAUCCAUCUCAGAAUUCUAGCAUCUCAGAAUCUGAAGGGAGCUGAGUCCAGUUAGGAUUGGGUUUGCUUGCUUCAGAAGACAUCUGAUGCCUUUUGUUCCUGUUUAUGAAUCACAGGGUCCCAGCCAACCGAAGGUACCAACCCACAGAGUAUGAACAUGCAGCCAACUGUGCCACCCAUGCGUUCUGGAUUGUUCCCAGCAUCCUUGGAAGUUCGGUUCUCUACCUCCUCUCGGACAAUCAGUGGGAGACAAUUUCUGCAUGGAUCUACGGCUUCGGCUUGUCAGGACUCUUCAUCGUCUCCACCACCUUUCAUACCAUCUCCUGGAAGAAACGGCACUUAAGGACCGUGGAGCAUUGCCUACACAUGUUCGACAGGAUGGUGAUUUAUUUCUUCAUUGCAGCUUCCUACGCUCCUUGGCUCAACCUGCGGGAGCUGGGUCCCUGGGCAUCCCACAUGCGCUGGAUCAUCUGGAUCAUGGCCACAGGGGGGACGGUCUACGUCUUCUUUUUCCAUGAACGGUACAAGCUGGUGGAGCUGUUUUGUUACCUGGUGAUGGGGUUUUCCCCUGCCCUGGUCAUUCUCUCCAUGCACUGGAAUUCUCCGCUGGAAGCCCAACCAAGUGUUAACCAGGCCGGACCCUGCUUAGCUUCCCAGCUUCAAGGACACCAGUCAAGUGUUCUGCCUUGCUAUGAAUUCCUUUCUGCACCCUUCAACCAAAUCAAUUUGGAUUCCUUGAAAUCUCUGUUUGUAGCUAAUUCUGAUUUUAUUUUUCUGUCUGGUGACUGUUUUGUACUCUAUAAUCAGGGGAAUGAAUGGGUUAUACUGAUCGCCCUAGCUUUUUGUACUAACUUUUCAUGACUUUGUAACUUUAAAAGAAUGUUGACCAGUUAAAACUUCUGAAUUUUUUGAAGAAGAAGUCCUGUAUUUCAAACCACUUGUCUCUUAUUUAAACAUAAGUAUUUUAUAUAUAACACAGUAUUAUUUAAUGCCGGUUGUAAUAAAAACCAUAUUAGGGAAGGUGGUUUCUUGUGGAAUAAGAUUUAAAUUAUAAAAAAAAUAACUUCUUUAGGGCUGUAUUUAUUGUUACUGAAGAGGGGAAAGUUUUUUUAAUGAUUUUUUUUUAAAAGGGAAGCCAUCAUCCAUAGGCUGAUGAGACUCAGUUUUACAAAUGUUACAAGUCAUAACUCUAACAAUUAAUUCUCAUAAAUCUGAUAUAGAAUUAAAAUUCUACAGUCACUUAAAUGAAAUGGGUGGUAUAGAAAUUUGAUAAAUAAAAAUUGUAAUUGGAAACAUU